Marasmius oreades (fairy-ring Marasmius) is the source of this 1825-nucleotide messenger RNA. RefSeq lists its product as uncharacterized. The record is from RefSeq and is a predicted model, not a curated record. Gene Ontology annotation, cellular component: fungal-type vacuole. Bases 455 to 1570 code for a protein of 371 amino acids. The transcript has 9 exons. Gene Ontology annotation, biological process: proteolysis. Lineage: Eukaryota; Fungi; Basidiomycota; Agaricomycetes; Agaricales; Marasmiaceae. Gene Ontology annotation, molecular function: serine-type carboxypeptidase activity.
GCCUUUCUCCCCCUUCCUCUGAGCCAAAACCGAGCCCUGAAUCUCUCCACUAAAUCCCGAGCAAGAGCGAACAUUAACAACAUAUAUUUGAGCAAGAUACGAGAAACAGUCACUUACGCUAAGUGUCAACUUCUUUGUUCUACACGAGUUCUCUAGAUACAUCACGUUCCUGCGGCGUCGUGGUCUUUUACGUUGUAUCGUACUUCGAAUAUUUCGUAGUACUCUUCUUUUUUUUUAUCUACCGUUACUUUGUCAGCCAUCCGACCGGAUCGACCUCAACCGUUUACCUGUCGACUAGACAUUCCUGCCGCAACGUCUUUAACCCCCCCUCCCUAGGAUCAUCAUCAACCUUACCUCCCCCUAUUCGUUUAGCUUCUGGUAUUUCGAAGCCCGCAAAAACCCCUCCACCGCUCCCCUUGCAUUAUGGUUCAACGGCGGCCCAGGUUCAUCCUCCAUGAUCGGUCUCUUCCAAGAACUUGGACCUUGCAGGAUUAACAAUGACACUACCACUGUCUCUCUCAAUCCUUUUUCUUGGAACAACAACGCCAAUGUCUUAUUCAUCGAUCAACCGGUUGGAGUAGGAUUCAGCCAUGGUGAUAUGAAAGUAGGAACGUCGCAGGAGGCAGCCGCGGACGUGUGGACAUUCCUGCAGAUAUUCUUCAAGGAUAAAAGGUUUUCGAAUCUGGUUGGGAGGGAACUGGCGAUCUGGACAGAGUCGUAUGGAGGGCAUUAUGGGCCUGCGUUCGCUGCGCAUUUCCUUUCUCAAAAUGCUGCGAUCGAGUCGGGAAAGAUAUCCGGGAUCCCGUUGAAUUUGAGGGUGUUGGGCGUCGGUGACGGAUUGACGGAUCCUCUCGUACAAUACGCGGGCUAUAUCACAUACGCUGCUUCGAACCCAUACCACCCACUAGUAUCGCAAAGCGUUAUCGCUCAGGCCAACACAUCAUGGACUCAAAGCAACGGAUGUCGGGAUCAGAUCACGGCAUGCUAUAACGGAGGUACCAACUCCGUAUGCUCCUCCGCCCAAUCGUUCUGCAACAGCAGAAUUCUCAACCCACUUGUCGGUCCUUUCGACGUAUACUACAUCCUCGCACGCGACCCAGACCCCUAUCCACCCGAUUUUACUACAUUUAUCAACUCCGUUCGUACCCGCAUAGGAGGCGAAGUUACCUGGGCGAAAAGUAGUAGCCAGGUACACGCCAAUUUCGCGAACACGGGUGAUUGGAUGAGGAAUUCGAGGCCGGAUUUGGAGACAGUGAUCAACGCUGGCGUCCGCGUUAUUGUCUAUGAUGGAGACGCAGAUUACAUUCUGAACUUUAACGGAGUUGAAGCGAUGGUUGACGCCCUCAAUACCAAGUUCAGCGCAACAUACAAAACCCAAGUCUUUCAACCUUACACUGUCCGUGGUCAACUUGCGGGACAGUUCAAGAAUGCGGGAUCGUUCUCGUACAUUAGAAUAUAUGGCUCUGGGCAUGAGGUACCUGCGUACAAGUUCGGAUCGUUGGCCACCGGGGAAGCUGCGUUCCAGAUGUUUUCGCAGAUCAUGUCAAACCAGUCCUUAUCGUCCACAUGAUCCAUUACCGGCACGAAGUCGGUUAUAUAAACUGGGGGGAAAGAGCUUUCAGAAGUGUUUAAAAAAGGAUGUACGGGCAUCCGUAUCCAAAGUACCAAAGCCAUAAAAAAAAAUAGCCUCCUGCGGUAUCUCGUCUUUGUUUGAAAUCCUCUUUAGUAUCAAACAGAUUCAUCCCCAUAGCCAAUUCAUAUGUGAUUGUUUCCGACUGCGAUGUCUAUUAGAUUCUUGCCACGAACAGAAGACGAGGUAGCCUGC